AUGCCGUUAUGGCUGUGCUCGACUCUUACCGCGGGGAAAAAACCGCUGUUCGACGGAUGGAGCUGGGAAGAUCACUGGUGCGGAAUCGUCAUUCAGUACUCUUCACGACAGCUUACGUUCGAAUCCGACGCUAUGCUGGCAAUUCCAGGACUCGCGACUGUCUGCGGCCACCAAAACGGCUCCAGAUAUCUGGCUGGUCUCUGGGAGAGGGACAUUCUCCAUGGCAUGCUUUGGGAUUGCGGCGAUGAACUUGAGGUUAUGAGACCCAGGGCCCAUCUGGCGCCGACUUGGAGCUGGGCAUGUAUGAGGCGAGAGGUGGCAUGGAUUCGCGACCAGCGCAGUCUCACGAGAUAUCACGUAGAGUUGGUCGAUGCCUCUGUGGAGCCGCUGGUGGACGUGCAGCCUCUGGGGGCGGUCAAGCCCGGGGCAUACUUGGACAUACGGGGGCCUUGCUUGGUAGGGCUAUUGGCAUCUCGGUACACUGCUCAAGACACGACCCGUUUCCCGGUCUUCCUGGGAGAGCACGAGUAUCGCUUUAACGUGGAUUGUGUGCCAGAGCUCAAAGAAAUCGCUGGGUCCGAGGUUGUGCGUCUUUGGUGGUGCACGGAAGAGAUCAAUGCGACGAUUGGAUCUGGUCGUGAUCGACUGCUGGUGCUCAGAGCCAUUGAUAAGACCUUGGGAUCGUUCACCCGAGUCGGCAUCAUUGACUCUGCUGGACCUGAAAAGAACUGGCGCGACUUGGUUGCGGAGAGGACUGUUCGGAUUCUUUGA
Lecanosticta acicola is the source of this 771-nucleotide messenger RNA. Lineage: Eukaryota; Fungi; Ascomycota; Dothideomycetes; Mycosphaerellales; Mycosphaerellaceae. The record is from the annotation of a GenBank genome assembly.